AUGGAAGAUGAAGCAAGUCGAACAACCAAUGUCAGUGGAAGCGCACCUAUUACUGAGUCUCUUGAUUCAACACCAGAAGUUGAACAAAAUCCAGUGAAUAUGAAAAAGAAAGCUAUAGAACCAAGAUCCGCUGCUUGGCUGCACUAUGAUAAGCUCAUAGAAGAUGGAAUUAAUAAAACAAAGUGCAAGUAUUGUGGUAAAGUUCUCUUAGCUGAUCCAAUUAGAAAUGGAACAACUGGACUGAUUAAACAUUUGAAAACUUGUCCUAGAAAUCCAAAUAAAGUUGACACUUCCAAUUCCAAGUACAAACAAUCAAAUUUAAACUUUCCAUUAGAAGGUGAAAUGGGUGAUGGGGCAACUUGGACUUUUGAUCAAGAGCUCUCUCGGAGGGCUUUAGUUGAGAUGUUAAUUCUUGAUGAGCUUCCUUUUCAUUUUGUUGAAAAGGAAGGUUUUAGGGAGUUUAUAAAAAAAAAUCAACCUUUAUUCCGAGUUCCCUCCCGUAGAACAGUGACUAGGGAUUGUUAUUUAGUUUUUGGUGAAGAGAGAGAAAAGUUUAUAAAGUAUUUGAAAGAAACAUCACCGAGAGUUUGUCUAACCACAAACACGUGGACUUAUAUACAGAGAAUAAAUUAUAUAUGUUUGACAGUGCACUUUAUUGAUAGUGAUUGGCUCUUGCAUAAACGAAUUUUAAACUUUCAGGUUGUCACUAAUCAUAAGGGUGACGAAUUGGCCCGCUGUAUUAGUAAGUGUUUGCUUGAUUGGAAAUUGGAGAAAAUAAUCACUAUAACUAUAGAUAAUGCUUCUUCUAAUGAUGUCAUGGUGAAAGAGUUACACAAACAAAUGGUUAAUUGGGGAUCUAACAUGAAAUGUGGUAACCAUUUUCACGUGAGAUGUAUGGCUCACAUUUUAAAUCUUAUUGUGCAAGAUGGCAUGAAAGAAGUUGGUCCAGCUAUCAAACGUGUUAGGAAAAUGGUGAAAUAUGUUAGACAAUCUGCUGCAAGGAUUAGAAAAUUUGCGGAAUGUUGUGAACUAAAAUAUAUAGACAGUAAGAAGUCAUUAUGUUUAGAUGUUUCGACCCACCGGAAUUCGACCUACUUGAUGUUGGAUGCCGCACAACAUUUUGAGAGUGCAUUUGAUAGGUUUGAUCUUGAAGAAGGUGGAUUAUCAACUUAUCUUGCUACUCAUGUUUGUGAUGAUGGAAGUGUUGCAGGUGUACUUGAAAGUGAUGAUUGGAAAAAGGUGAGAAACAUGGUAAUAUUUGUUAAAAGGUUUUAUGAUCUAACUGAGAAGGUUUCAGGUUCACUCUACGUCACUUCUAAUGGUCAAUUUGAAGAUAUAGUUAAGCUUCACAAUCAUUUAAGAGAGUGCAUGGAAGAUGAUGAUCCUUCUUUGGAAAAAAUGGGAGAAAAAAUGAUAGAAAAGUUUGUCAAGUAUUGGGGUGCUCCUGAAAAAAUGAAUAAAGUGCUUUUUAUUGCCUCUAUCUUAGAUCCUCAUAACAAACUUGAGUAUGUUGGCGAUGCACUUGAGGAUAUGUUUGGAGAUGAAAAGGGGAGUGAAAUAAAAGAUGAAGUGGUGACUUACAUGAAAUCUAUGUUUGAAGAGUAUGUAGCAAAAUUCUCUAAUGCAUCUUGA
Molecule: messenger RNA, 1632 nt
Organism: Lycium barbarum (goji berry)
Lineage: Eukaryota; Viridiplantae; Streptophyta; Magnoliopsida; Solanales; Solanaceae
Product: zinc finger BED domain-containing protein RICESLEEPER 2-like
Exons: 1
Coding region: 1-1632 (543 amino acids)
Molecular function (GO): DNA binding
Source: RefSeq, a predicted model, not a curated record